AUGCGUUCCACAUUCGCUGGUGUUGCGGCCUUCGCGGCCACCGCUGCUGCCCACUACAACUUUGAGGCCCUGAUCCACAACGACAAGGUCACCGAGCCCUACGAGUUCGUCCGCCAGACGACCAACUCCAACUCGCCCAUCACCGAUGUGACCUCGGACGACUUCAUCUGCAACCAGGGCGGCCUGGACGCCGACAUCAUGGCCAAGACCAAGACCCAGGCCGUUGCCGCCGGCGACUCUGUCGGCUUCACCAUCAACAGCAACCUCGGCCACCCGGGUCCCCUGUCCGUCUACAUGUCCAAGGCGACCGGUGAGGCGGCCGCCUACAAGGGCGACGGCGACUGGUUCAAGGUCUACGAGCUGACCACCUCGAGCAUCACCGCCGAGGGCCUGCAGUGGGCCACCUCUGUCGGCGGCGGCAUCAGCAACUUCACCUUCACCCUGCCCGAGGACAUGCCCGCCGGCGACUACCUGAUGCGCGGCGAGCACAUCGCCCUGCACGGCGCCCAGGAGAAGGGCGGCGCCCAGUUCUACAUCGGCUGCGCCCAGCUGACCGUCUCCGGGUCCGGCGCCGGCUCCCCAAGCCCCGCCGUCAAGAUCCCCGGCGUCUACGACGGCACCGAGGACGGCAUCGUCAUCAACCUGUACUACCCGGCCCCUACCAGCUACACCGCCCCCGGCCCCGCCACCUGGCCCAACGCCUGCAUCGACCACACCGCCAACUACGCCGACCAGACCUCGGACGGUGACUGCACCAACGACGACGGUGCCGGUGCCUCCUCCGGCUCCGGCUCCGGCUCCUCUGGCUCGGCCACCGGUGCCCCUGCCGCCACUGGCGCGCCCGCUGCCACCGCCACCGGUGCUGGCCAGUCCUCUGCCCGCCCCACUGCCACCGGCGCCGCUGGUGUGUCUGGCAACGCCGCCGCUGCCCAGCCCACCGAGGCCGCCGACGAGUCCAGCUGCUCCAAGAAGCGCUCCACCAAGAAGCGCGGCCUGAAGCUGAUGGCUUAA
This is a messenger RNA of Diaporthe citri, 1011 nucleotides long. RefSeq lists its product as uncharacterized. NCBI's taxonomy places the organism in Eukaryota, Fungi, Ascomycota, Sordariomycetes, Diaporthales, Diaporthaceae. Bases 1 to 1011 code for a protein of 336 amino acids. The record is from RefSeq and is a predicted model, not a curated record. The transcript has a single exon.